UUAUUUUGAAAAGAGGAAGCGCAGGAGACGAGUUGAGGAAACGGGUGCUUGCGUGCUAACAGCGCAUGUUAGCCAAAAAAACCAAACAACACUAUUUUAUAUUUAUUUCUCAACGCUACAUGAGACAUAUCGCACUAAUGGAGGCUGCCGAUGCUACAGAGAAAAUAAUCGACCCAAGCCUGCCUCUUUCAUCACUUCGCCUCCUGGUGCCCCCGCUGCAGCUUCUGUCUGCUGCUAUGUGGCAGCUGGCGAAGCAGAAAGAUGUGAUGAAUUACGAGAGGCUGCAGGAGUUUGUGUUCAUGGUGACAGAGGCGGUCCCCGGACUGAUCAACCACAGACAGAGGGCCCAGCUCAUUCUGGGUCUAAAAGCGCGGUUGAUUCUGGAGCUUUGCAAAGGCUCGGUUCGUGGUUUUGUGGAUUCUCAAGCGAUCCAGAGCCUCCUGGAUAGAUUUCCAGUAAACUCUGCAAACACAGAUUACAGGGAUGCAGAGGUGAAAACAACAGAGUCCACUUUCAUCGCUCUCGUUCAAAGCCUGCUGAAAGAUCCAGUUGAGAGAGCGUAUUUCUUCCAGGAAGUGUUCCCGGUGGAAUACGGCCAACAAUAUGAUGCCGCUCUGCAUGUGUUGCUGUGGGAGCUGCUGUCAAAACUGGAAAAGCUGCUUCCCGUACCAGACUUAAAGCAGACUUCAGCAUGGCUGGGCUCGGCUCCUUCUGUGUUGGAGGAAUGUGUUCAGUCCUCACCUGAAGAUCUGAGCUUAAUCGUCAAACACUACAAAAGUUUAGGACAGCUGAAAAUGCCCUAUGGCCCCUCAUCCACCAUUGGUAGCUGUAUCAUGUCAGCUCUAUCCAUUCCCCCCUCUCAAAAGACAAACAUCUCUGUCGGACUGGAAUCAAUCCACAACUACGCUAAUGUGGUAAACCCCGUCACUUUUGUUGGAGCGGACCAGUACAGCAUCGUGGCCGUCUACACUGAAAUGGAAGUCGAGGCGUCUGAGGUGGAGGAAGAGGUGAUCGAGUCAGCUGAGGUGCAAGUUCAAACCGAUUUCUACGAAGAGGAGAUUGUGACCGCCAGCGCCGAUAACGUCGGUGGCGAGGAGGCCACCAGCUUGAGGACAGAAGAGACAAGUGAGACUGUGGAUGUUGCCAAGGCUCUGGAGACUCUGACAAAAACGUUUGCACUAAGAAAGGAGAGCCUUGGUCAUGAUGUGCUGACAGGAAAGAGCAAUGAUUCAUCCCUCAAUGAUGAGCUCGGGUCUGGAAAUGCACCAGACGGAGAAAGAACACAUGAAGAACAUGACACAAGUAACCAAACUGACGAGAAAAGAGAGAACACUGUUGCAGAGGCGGAGGAGGAUUUCCAGCCUGCAGAGGACGGUGCGACUUCUGGUGCAGACUUGAAGGAUGACCGUGAACCAUUUUCUGUCGCUGAAGAAUUGGCAGAAGUCUCCGGUGACGAUCCAGUUUCUGAAACACAACAGUCUCCCUGUUCAGCUAACGUGCGGCGAUCCUCUCGUCUACAAACGAAGACCCCACCCAGCUGGCAGGAGGCGUUCAAGAUCAAAAGGAGCAGGUCUGAUGUAUCAGCUGCCCCCUCUGUUAUAGCCAUCAAAGGAAAUGACAAAGGUGAUUCAGAUGAGAUGACAUCGAUCAUCUUCACCUGCUCACAGUGUCCCUUCCACCACUCAGAUGAAAACAGCCCUCCUCACUUCCACAUGCAGCGCGUCCCGACUGAAGUGUACAGAACCCUCUCUGCAGCCAAACUCACACCGUCUCCCUCGAGCACGGAUGAAAUUUUCACAUCCAUUAAGCUUUUCUCCAAAGGACACACAGAGCAGAGCAAAGAAGAACAGCCGGACGCUCAAAGCAAAGUACAUGCGUCUCAGUCACAAAGCAGACAGAAGGCCCUCACGUGCGACACGUGCGGUAAGACGUUCACCCGGACGUCGGACGUCAGGAGACACCAGCUCACUCACACCGGAGAGAGACCGUUUCACUGCUCGCAGUGUGACCGAACCUUCCAGCACUCGUGGGAUCUGGCCAAACACGAGAGUAAAAAUCAUAACGUGGCCAUAACUUUCUCCUGCCAGCUGUGUGGGAGCUCCUUCGCUAACCUGCGGGCGCUGACCGUCCACCAUAAGAGCUCUCACUCGGCGGAGAGCCAGCUUCCUCAGAUCUGCUCCAUCUGCAGCCAGAGCUUCCCCACCUCCUCUGAGCUGCUCGAGCACAGGAAGUCUCACAUCACCGGUAAGCGCUACAUCUGCAGCCAGUGCGGCGAGGGCUUUGACUCCUUGCUCGCCCGCUCCAAGCAUCGGCAGGUGCAUCAGGUGAAGCAUCAGUUCAAGUGUCCGCAUUGUGAGAAGACGUACACUCGGAGAUCUGACGUGAAGAGGCAUCAGUCCACCCACACCGGGGAGAAACCCUACCAGUGCGACCAGUGCAACAGGCGCUUCUCGCUCCGCUUUAUGUUCAUGAAACACCUGCGUGUUCACACAGGUGAGCGGCCUUUCCAGUGUUCCCACUGCCCCAAGAGGUUCACGCUGGUGUCAGUGCUGGCCAGACACGAGAGGAUGCACACCGGGGAGAAACCUUUCCUCUGCUCUCAGUGUGGGAAGGCCUUCUUGUCACAGGGAGAGCUUCUAAAGCAUCACGGGUCGCAUGUGGACGACAGGCCCUACUCCUGCCCUCAGUGUGACAAACGUUUCAAGACCAAGAAAACCCAGCAGGAGCACAUCACCUCCCACGCCGGCGCCCGCCCGUACCCCUGCACCUACUGCGGGAAGCGCUUCACCAAACCUUACGCAUUGACGAGACACAAUCUCAUCCACACGGGAGAGAGGCCGUUCCCCUGCGGACACUGUGAGAAGACGUUCCUCACCCUCAGCGAGGCGCAGCUGCACCAGCGUAUCCACACGGGCGAGAGGCCGUAUCCCUGCAACGUCUGCGAGCUCAAGUUCAAGAGCUCGUCAGAGCUGGCGCGACACAAACGCAGCCACUCAGGGUUGAAGCCGCUGAAGCCAAACUGCGAGCAGUGCGGCAAGACAUUCACAUCCAAGGCCAAGCUGAAGAAACACACAGAGACACACGGCGAGGAGGAGGAAGUGGCACAGUCUGUGGACUCGAUACAGCCCGAGGAUUCAAAUAAUUGAACACAUCACAGAGACAAUCUCAGCGGUUGAAUUUGGGAAAAAGAAUGUAAAUGUUUCAGGACGCUUGAGUUUAGAAAUGUCGCUUCUCUAGCUCAUAUUAGGAGAGAAAAUAUUUAAUGCAGAUCAUGAAAGAUGCAGAUCAGUGUACUGGCUUUAUCAUCAACUGUGGACAAGUGUUUGGUGCCGUUACAUCCUUCGAUCUUUGAGUUGUUAAACACAAAUAAUUUGACAUGUUUGUAUUGUGUACAUGCAACUUUACUCUCUUGUUUCCACUUAGCUUUAAAGUUUGCAACAUGGAAAUUAUGUUUAAAUCAUCGAAAAUAGUUUGUUUUAGCUCACAGGUGAACAAAAUUGUUAAUUAAAUACAUUUUUCACUCCGCA
Messenger RNA from Acanthopagrus latus (yellowfin seabream), 3527 nucleotides. RefSeq names its product zinc finger protein 132-like. The transcript has 9 exons. The coding region runs from base 66 to 3146 and encodes 1026 amino acids. Lineage: Eukaryota; Metazoa; Chordata; Actinopteri; Spariformes; Sparidae. The record is from RefSeq and is a predicted model, not a curated record.